AUGGCGAUCAAGCUCGAAAACUGCCGAAUUUACCCUUCUUCUUCAAGACAAUUCUGCACCCCAUUAACACACUUCGACAUUCCAUUCCUACAAUCUGAUCCCACAAAGAGACUCAUCUUCUUCGAUCUCCCCUGCUCAGACCUCUAUUUCCAUGAACACAUCCUUCCAUCGCUGAAAAAUUCUCUCUCCCUCACUCUCGCACACUUCCUCCCCCUCGCCGGAAACGUAGUCCUCCUGUUAAACUCCGGCAGCCCCAUGAUCCGUUGCGUUGCUGGAGACUCUGUUUCUCUAAUUGCCGCUCAAUCCGAUCAAGAUCUUCACUAUCUCGCUUCACACCAUCAACGAGUCGCCGAUCACUUCUACGAAUGCGUCCCUGAGCUGCCCCUCGCUACUCGCUGCGCCGACUUCGUCGUCUUCCCCGUCGUCGCUCUUCAGAUCACGCUGUUUGCCGGCCAAGGGAUCUGCAUCGGCAUCACCAAUCAUCACGCCGUCGCCGACGGGAGCAGCAUCGUUAAUUUUGUGAAGUCGUGGGGCUGCGCAAACAGAUCUAGAGACGCUGAAGAGCAUUUACCGGUUUUCGAUCGAGCUCUUGUUGAAGAUCCAGAGAAAUUGGAUUCAAUCGCGUGGAAAUUCGUCAAAAAUCGAAAUCCGCAUCUCGAUAUAUCACCAUCUGUGGUUGAAUUUCCUAUCAACAGAAUCCGUUCAACCCUUCUCCUCACCAAAAAUCAAAUCGAAAUCCUCAAAAAUCACGUCUACGCCAAAACGCCUAAUUUAGGCGCGGUUUCAUCUUUCACGGUUAUUUCUGCUUACGCUUGGAUUUGUUCGUUGAAAGCAGCGGCUGCUCCCGACGACGACGACGACGAGAUCGUCUACUUCUCCUUCGCCGCAAACUGCCGUGGACGUCUGAAUCCGCCGCUGCCGGAAUCCUACUUCGGAAACUGCUUAGUUUUCGUGCGUGCAGGAUCGCGGCGUGGAUCGUUGAGGAAGGAGGGCGGAUUUGUGGUUGCUGUGGAGAGUAUACGAGAGGCGAGUCGAAGAAUUUUGCAGAGUGAUCGCGGAGUGGUGGAGAGCGCAGAUUGGCCGUUGGAUUUCAGAAAAUACAGUGGGCAAUGGAGGGUAUCGGUGGCCGGAUCGCCGAGAUUUGAUGUUUAUGAAGCUGAUUUCGGGUGGGGGAAGGCGAAGAAGCAGGAAUUCGUGCAUAUUGAUAGGGAUAUGUCGAUUUCUCUCUGCAAAUCUAGGGAUUUUGAGGGUGGAUUCGAGAUUGGGGUGUCGAGGAAGAAGGCUGAAAUGGAUGUUUUUGAACGUGUUUUCGGUGAUAUGAAGCGAGUUUUAGAGUCGGAUGGGAGUGAGGAGUCUAUCUCCGAUCCUACUGCAAACCUAAAAAUGCUAUAA
Molecule: messenger RNA, 1392 nt
Organism: Salvia miltiorrhiza (redroot sage)
Lineage: Eukaryota; Viridiplantae; Streptophyta; Magnoliopsida; Lamiales; Lamiaceae
Product: phenolic glucoside malonyltransferase 1-like
Exons: 1
Coding region: 1-1392 (463 amino acids)
Source: RefSeq, a predicted model, not a curated record